AUUCACCGUGUCCAGUUACGUCUGUGCUGCGUCUUUUUCGCUCUUUGGCCUCUCGUCCAAGGCAGUAAAGGUACAUAAACUUGAAAAUUCUCAUUUAUUUUGUUACUCAUUAUAAUCGCUGUUUCUUGCUAAAGGUGAUUUCUUAGCGUUUGAAAAUAGCAAGAGCAGAUGAAGUUUUAGGGUGUGGCACGUUCGCAAAGAAGAAAUUGAAUUGCGUCGAAAAUCAGUUGUGGGUUCAGUUAAUGGGUUAACAUUGAAAUAAUUAUAAAUAACUAGUUAUAAAAAAGUCGUAUUGUUUGUGUUCUUAUAAUUGACAUUGCAAUUUUUUUUAAUUUCUAUUUCUUUUAAAUAGCAGGCAUCUUUAAAGCUGGUAAAGCCGACGUGACUACAGUUUCUCCUGGGCUAUUCGCUUGCCAACAGGUCUCGUUUGCGACACCUUUCCAUGGCGGACACGAAGUUACCGUUCUUACUUCACUGGGUCGUUCUAUCAAAAGCCCUACUCGUGGUAACGGGAGCGCCAUCUGGGUGGAGUCAGUAGAUCAAAGUGGUUUCAAGGCUUGUAUUCUAGAAUACAGUGAUGGGUCCAAUAACACAGCAGAGGUGAACUGGAUAGCAACACAAUCUGCUCCAGCUGGAGGUAAAAGGGGAUCUACAUCUUUUGGCGAUUGGACAACAGGAACACAGUGCAAAAUAAUUAGUUUUCAGCAGGUAAGUGUUUUGAUUUGCAAUAUUUCCAUUUUAUAAGGGAUCAUGGCAUCAAUAUAUGAACGGUAUAGAUACCUUGAGACGGUUGUAAACAUUUCAUUGGUUCUUCGGUUCAUUCUAAAGGUUUCUUUCUUUCAAUUUUCUUUUUUUUUAUCGUAUGAGUUUCUUCUUUCAUGGCAAGCCUUACUUUUCUCUUGAGAUGAAAGAAGAAGUACAAAUUGACAAUAACUUAUCAAAUAUGUAAUCUAAAACCUUUAAAGUUUUAUGAAAAGUUUUUUGGGUUGUUUUCAGCCUUUCCUGUCACCCCCAGUCAUACUUGCAACCCCUAGUCACCAGACUCCAGAGAGACCUCAGGAUGCAAUGGCCGUGUGGAUGGAGGACUCGCGCAAGGACAGUUUCAAGAUUUGUGUCAAGGAAUCUAAAAUUUUCGAUGGAGUUCACAAAAGUAUUGAAGUUGUAAGUAAAGUAGUAGUUACGACACGGCAGCCGCCUCAAAUUAAAGGGUUAAAAUAA
This is a messenger RNA of Porites evermanni, 1218 nucleotides long. The record is from the annotation of a GenBank genome assembly. Lineage: Eukaryota; Metazoa; Cnidaria; Anthozoa; Scleractinia; Poritidae.